Messenger RNA from Ectocarpus sp. CCAP 1310/34, 3015 nucleotides. Lineage: Eukaryota; Phaeophyceae; Ectocarpales; Ectocarpaceae. The record is from the annotation of a GenBank genome assembly.
AUGCUGGAACUGAAUGAAGAGUCAAUCGUCGGCCUUCUGGGUGCCAUCAAUCCGGUCGCAUCCUUCUUUUGGACCCCAGUCGCUUGCGCGUUCGCGGACAGACACAAUAUUCAGCAGCAGGUCGUCUACGUGGCAUCGAUCCUGUACGCCGUUACCCGGCCAUCCGUGUUGUUGGCCAGCUCCUUCCUAGCCGUGGCGGCCGUGGAGAUUUCGGUUUCGGUCUCCGAAAGCCCCGUCGGUAGUCUCGUCGACGCGGCCAUCAGGCACGCUUCCGGGGGAGAUGGGUUCGGCUCCCAGCGGUUAUGGGGUGCUGUGGGCUUCGGGACCGCCUCGCUGGUCGCCGGGUAUGUGUGCGAUCUGUACGGAGGCAGCUUUUCCGGCGUGAUGCUGGUGUUUGUGGGGAAUGUUCUGGUGGCGCUGAUGGCGUCGACGGGCGUUCCUAUCGGGCAAGUAAACAACGACAACGACAACGGCAACGGCAACAACGACCAAAACAUCGAAGGAGCCAGCGGCGGAAGCAACGCAUCCGGGGAGGUGUUGGAGUCCGCGGACAGGGAGAAUAACGACAAAGGAAUAGGAUGGAAGGGCGUCCACCAAGAGCACAAGAAAGUGGGCUCGAGCCUGAGGCUUACGGUUUCAACCUCUAACACCAGCACCGCCGCCACCGUUGCCGCCGCUGCUGCGGACAAUCACCUCGACCUCCACGACGACGAUGACGACGACGACAAUGAAGCCCAAACAACUGAUGGCGAUGCACUAUUGGAGUAUCACCCCGGGGACAGUAGGACGGGCGGUGGAGGUAAACGGGAAGGGGGGGAGGAAGAAGGAGCGGGAGAGAAAGCUGGUGUGGUCAUGGCCAUCCGCAUCAUGCUCAGUACGGACGAGAGCGCGUCAUUCUUCACGGCGGUGGUGCUGAGCGGCAUGGGCAGAGGUGUCAUCGACACGUUUCUGUUCAUCAGGCUGGAAGAGCUGGGCGGCUCUCGCGUUCUGUGCGGGUUGGCUCGUCUCAUCAUGUGCAUGGCGGAGGUGCCCUUCUUCUACCUGUCGGGGCCGCUCAUUCGGCGGGCCGGGGCGAGGGGCGUGAUUGCCCUGGCCCAGCUGGCCUACCUCACUCGCUUCGUCUACUACUCGGUUCUUCGAGAGCCGUGGUGGGUGCUGCCUUCGGAGGUGUUGCACGGCCUCACCUUUGCGGCCAUGUGGGCAGCUACCACCGACUACGCGCACCAAAUUGCUCCAGGUUAGGCUUGUAGACCUUGAAAAAUAUCAGUCAAGCUGCCUAAAAAUUUUGUUUUCCGUAUAUUCAAAUGAUCAGUGAAAAUGAUCAAUGAGAGGCUUGCAGACCCAUAGCUGUGUUUUGUACUUCUGACUUCUCUGUCCCCUCCCCAAUGUGAACCCCGCCGGCUCACUGCAGCUCCUGUGAUUUUCCACAAUUCCCACAAGCACACCAGCACAAACCUAUCUUUGCAUCAGCGGCUCCCUAGGUUCGGGCGAGGGUAUGUGUGGGACUACGAUGAUAUUUAUGUGUUGCUACAUGUAUUUUUGACUCGUCUGUACUGCUGCUGCUGUGUAGUGUAGCUGCUCACACGAUUACUGCUAGAUCUUGGAAGCGUACAUUUUUUAAUUUAGAGAAUAUGCGGCAUACCACGAUAUCCUGGCCUGGUUGGGCUUGAAGUGCCCCUUUUUGCUGCCCUCCGCUCUUUGCUUCGGUGGCGUCCUACAUUCGGGCGAAGGCAUGUAAGUGGAGCUAUUCAUGUUUGUCUCUGUGAAAGGAUGUAGGGAGAGAUUCGUUGUGGCCUUCGUUUUUAGCGCAUUGCGCUCUGUGCAUUUUUCGAAUAUUGGUACGUACCAGGGACCUUGAUAUUGCCCGCUGGCACUACAUUACGUAUCUUGAUUGGUCGCCGGUUAGCACGGUCGAUGAUAGCAAUAACGACACACCCACCUAUGGACUUGCGAACACCUGGCGUGAAGGGAUAUAGGGCGGCAACUCCAAAGCAUGCCACCACACCAGCCUUUGCAAAUGACCAAUCAGUAAUCUGUCAUGACGCCGGUAGACCCAAAGGGUUGAGCUUCCUGUGUGGUGUAGGUAUAUGCUACAAGCAUGGCUUUGUCGCCAAACAACAUAAGUGGUUCCAAGGCCGAGCCUUCGUUCGCUCACGCAUCAACUCACAUAGUCUACAUAGCUAGAUGCCCCUCCCACCCUUGACCGAAACGUGUCGCGUUCAUGCACACAACGAAAUGCUCUCCAGCUCAAUUGCGAACAACGAUUCAAGGCGCGGUGUCAGGGUUGCAUGGGGGCCUCGGGUUGGGACUGGGGGCGAUGCUGGGAGGAGUGCUGUACGCCGGCCUAGGCGCCAGGCGGUGCUUCGCUGUCAGCGCCUCUCUGCCGUCGUUGUCUCUGCUCCUGCUAGUGUUGCCCACGGCGCGCCGCUGGUGUAAAAGCCACCGGGCGGGAAGGCGGACGCGUACGACAGGGCCAUGGCGUUGACGACGGGCGUAUGUACGAGCUCGUCGGCGACGAACCCUUCCGAAAUGACGGAUCAGAAGGACAAGACAGACCACAGCAGCAGCAGCUUGAGCGAUGGCGAAAAUCUCGAACAACAACUGGGAGUGGGGGUGCCAGUGUAGACAAACAGGAUGAUUUCUUCUCCUGCAUCGACACAUUGAAGUAGAGGGUUUCGACGCGCUUUGUCUGGUGUUGUGUCUCUUGCGUUUGUGUCUGAUGUGGGUCGCAGAAACGAUCAAAGUACUGGUGUCUCAAUCUCUCGGAGAGGGUUUCGCGCACAUGAGUAUAGCAGAGAAAACGAGGAAAUGGUCACCAUAGUAUGGUAUGGGAGGCUGCUGGACAACACAAGUUUAUUUUGUACAUGGUUUACGGGAAAUUAUUGUUCGUUGUUGUACUUGAAGUAUAUCGUUAGUUUUCCAUCGCUGUUGCAGGCAACAGAUCUGUGUUGACAGAUUUAUUAUAUUCCGGGGUACUCGCCUACAGAGUGUAUGAGGCGGUGCCUACUGCGUCCU